CCCACGCUGGAUGGUAACCAAAAUUCGUUACUGCACCUGAAUGUUGUGCAACGCAUACCGCAGGAAAAUCCAUCUGGCAUUCGACCACCAAAAACUCAGAAGAUUGAAGCUAGCCGCUGCUGGACCUGCUUCAAAUGUGGCGGGCCUCCCGAGCCCCCUCCUCCGUCGGAGAGUUCACGUGAGCUGAGCUGGGGGAAGCCAGAGUCGGGUCCUGACAAGUUGCAGACUUGGCCGUCCAAAUGCACCGUGGCGUCCGCCAUGGAGUCUACUCUUCCUGUGCAUCCGCCAUCCCGGCUGGUCGACUGGGUCUGCGUGUCUCUGCAGGAACAGAGAAGGAUCGACACUGGCGCUUUGAUGGUGGAUGUCCGUCCUGCAGGCAUCAAGACCCGCAACAGCAGCACAGCUCAUCUGACCACCAACCAAAUGAACAACUUCUUCCACCUGAGCAGUGGGAUGCUCUGCACCAGCAGUGAGGCGUCUCACAGAGACAGCUGCAGCAUAUCCUCACCUAACUGGUCUCUCAACAACACUGAGUACGGCCUGAGCGCUCUGGCUGACAGUUUCUCUGAGCUCUCAGUAUCCUUGGACGCUUACACACCUAUCACACAGCUCCCUCCUAACUACCUGUGCCACCUGUGUUUCAACAAAGGCCACUAUAUCAGAGACUGUCCUCAGGGUCGACCCAAAAGAAGAGGCCUCACUCCCUAUCAAGGGAAAGUCAGAUGCUUUGGUGAGUACAAAUGCCCAAAGUGCAAGAGAAAGUGGAAGAGCGCCAACUCCUGGGCCAACAUGGGACAAGAUUGCAUCAAGUGCCACAUCAGUGUUUACCCGCACAAGCAGCGACCCUUAGAGAAACAAGACAGUCCAGUGGAUCGCACCAAAGAACAUCCGCAGAAGCUCUGUGAGAAGUGCAAAGUCCUGGGCUUCUACUGCCGUCAUACUCAAUAACCACCCUUUAACUGGAUUUAAAGGCCAGUGUUGAUCCAGAGCAUUUGUUUGUUCAAACUGUCACAGUACAAACUGUGAAUAUGGCUUCUCUUCUAAAAGUCAGGUUCUGUUUUCAAAACUACUUAGAAAACCCAUCAUUUUGCAGCAAGGUGUUUUGUAUAAAUACAGAUUAUUGUACGUUUGUAUAUUAUAUUUGCAAAUAACAUCUAGUUUUCUACAAAGUUUUCUACACUGUUUGUACACAAAAUGGAAGGUUCUAUGGUGUUUACAUUCCAUGUUGAGGGAUCUGUGCUUUGUGCUGCUGAUGGAAAGUGUUUAUUGGCUCUGUGGACACAACACUUCAACUGGUUCCUUUCUGCAAGUUGUACAUUAAAAUCUGAUUCUUUAUAUUCGUUAUACCUUGCAUCAUGAAUUACAAUGAAUGUUGGGGAGUAUCCCGAUCCAAGUCGAACCUCUUAUGCCUGGUCAAGUGAAGACAUUUUGACGUCUGUUGUUUCACUUUCAUUCACACAGGUGAGAGAAAGCCAAUAGACUGUCCUCUAGCUUCUACAGUAUAUGCUUUGGAGUUUAUACAGUAAUAUUAACUCACAUCUUAUCAAGACUCCAAGAAACUGUUGCACCUUAGUGCAAAGAAAAGAAAAGUUCUGUUGUGGUCUAUCCCUGAUGUGGUGGGUGGAGCCCACACAAAGACGUAGACAUAAGAGCAAGUUUGUUUUGUCCUCACAUUUGGCCUCAGAUGACCAUACCAGGUCUGGACAGGUGUCCUUCUCUUACCAAGGUUCAAAACCUCAA
Messenger RNA from Synchiropus splendidus (mandarinfish), 1740 nucleotides. Its product is annotated as zinc finger CCHC domain-containing protein 24-like. The record is from RefSeq and is a predicted model, not a curated record. Gene Ontology annotation, molecular function: zinc ion binding; nucleic acid binding. Bases 259 to 948 code for a protein of 229 amino acids. NCBI's taxonomy places the organism in Eukaryota, Metazoa, Chordata, Actinopteri, Syngnathiformes, Callionymidae. The transcript has 6 exons.